AUGUCGUCACGCUACUCCGGCCGCGAUGCCGACCCUACGCCCCUUGGACAGCCAUUGUCAUUUCAUUUCUCGACUAGUGUGGCUCUCAAUCGCCUGAUGAAGGCCGCUAUGACCGAGCAGAUGUGCUCCUGGGACGAAAAUUUUGCAAAGCGAGGUAUUCCUUCGGAAGAACUGAUCAAUCUGUAUCGAAAAUGGAGUGGUGGGGGUUGGGGAAUGGUGGUGACGGGCAACAUCCUCAUUCAUCCAGACCAUCUCGAAGCUAAGGAAAACCUUAUCGUCCCGCUCGAUGCACCUUUUUCGGGGCACCUGGGUAGAGCAGGCGGUACACUUCUCCUGGGUCAGCCCAACCAUCCGGGCCGGCAGAUAAGAGAUGAACUCCAACCAAAUCCAGUAGGCGCAUCUGAUAUUCAGCUGGUCAAGGGCUACUACGGUGUCAAGUUUGGCAAACCCCACGCCGCCUCUAUCGAAGAAAUCCACGAGAUAAGGGACAGUUUUAUCCACUGCGCUGUCUACCUGGAUAAGGCCGGCUUCGACGGGAUCCAGCUGCACGGUGCUCAUGGAUACCUCAUCGCUCAGUUUCUGUCUCUAACUACCAACAACCGAGAGGACAUGUACGGAGGCUCUCUAGAAAAUCGAGCACGCCUUGUCACGGAAAUCGCUGAUGGUAUUCGGGCACAAACAAGCCCGAGCUUUGUCCUGGGCAUCAAAAUCAAUAGCGUCGAAUUCCAGAACUCAGGUUUCUCUACGGCGGAGGCUGCAGAACUGUGCGAGAUCCUCGAGGCCCAUACCUUCGAUUUCGUCGAGCUGAGCGGUGGCACAUACGAGGAGGACGCCUGGUAUCACCGAAAAGAUAGCACUCGGGCGCGCGAGGCCUUCUUCAUCGAAUUUGCCGAAAUGAUCGUGCCGCACAUGAAGAAGACGAAAGCCUUCAUCACUGGAGGAAUUCGCACCGUGGGCGGCAUGGUGGAUAUUCUGAAAACGGGGUUAGAUGGUAUCGGUCUUGCCCGGCCGGCGUCGACGGAGCCGGAACUGCCAAAUGACAUUUUUACCAAAGGGGUAAAGGGCUGUGUCAAGCCCCUGCUGGAUGAGCAGAAUUUCGGUAAUGGGUUGGCGUUGUCACUGGCACAGAUGCACCAAAUAGGUAGAGAUGAGCAGCCGAUGGACCCGACAGAUGAGAAGGCCAUUGCGGACCUUGUGAAGAAUAUCGCCGCGAGAAGGGUUAAGUGA
Molecule: messenger RNA, 1227 nt
Organism: Pseudomassariella vexata
Lineage: Eukaryota; Fungi; Ascomycota; Sordariomycetes; Amphisphaeriales; Pseudomassariaceae
Exons: 3
Coding region: 1-1227 (408 amino acids)
Molecular function (GO): oxidoreductase activity; FMN binding
Source: RefSeq, a predicted model, not a curated record